This is a messenger RNA of Dermacentor andersoni, 1798 nucleotides long. RefSeq names its product transcription initiation protein SPT3 homolog. Gene Ontology annotation, biological process: transcription by RNA polymerase II. The record is from RefSeq and is a predicted model, not a curated record. Gene Ontology annotation, molecular function: transcription coactivator activity; protein heterodimerization activity. Lineage: Eukaryota; Metazoa; Arthropoda; Arachnida; Ixodida; Ixodidae.
UAGUCAAUGGCGGCGCCCAGCAGUGAGCUGCAUCUGUCGUGAUGGCCAAGGAAAAUCAGGCGUCGCUCAAGAAUACGAAGUUCAAGAGCAAGCCCAAGAGACCAAAUAGAGACAAGGAGCCUUCCGCGUCCUCGUCCGCUAAUGAAAACAAGGCUCCAUCCGGCGGAGCUGACUCCGGCUUGUCCGCGGCGACGGCGGCCUCCAAGCCUUCGGCUUCGUCAUCGGGAGCUUCAUCUAGCGCCGCUGGGUCGUCCGCCCCGUCGUCGUCGUCGUCGUCUUCUCCGCAGAAUUCCUGGGUGCUCGAAGAGAUACGAGGCAUGAUGCACGGCUUUGGCGACAGCCGCGAACCGCUUCUCGAGUCGGUUAAACUGGUGGAAGACAUCGUGGCGCAGCAGAUCAAGUGUGUGUUUCAUCGGGCGGCGGAGGUGGCCACUCUUCGCGGCUCCAAAUCCGUGGCCAUCGAGGACAUCCUUUUCCUCAUGCGGAAGAACAAGGUCAAGCUGAGCCGCUUAGUUCGCUACCUGGAGCUGAAGUCCAUGCAGGGCUACAUUUACUCCAAGCUUCCUACGGAUGACGAAGAGGCUACGACGGCGGCACUCGCUUCGGCGGAGUCAGCUGUGGCAGAUGUAAAAUUGGAAGGCGCACCUCAGUUCAAGCGGACAAAGAUUUGCCGGGACUUCAUUUCAUUUAUUGAUCAAACAGGAGAGCUGGCAGAUGUGUUCAGCGAGUCUAUAUUUGAUGAAGUCAAGCACGAAAGAGAAAUGAGAUUAGAGGCACACACAAGAACCAUGGAUCAAACCCAAUAUAUGGAGUACAGCAAUGCCAGAGCAUCAUCUUUUUGCAGAAAAAACAAGACAGCACGGUUUCGAGAAUGGCUAAUGAAGGACAUUGAGAGUGAUGUGAAAUUAUCUCCAACUGUCUUGGACAUCUUCAGUUACUUGGCCUACGAAACUGUGGCUCAGAUUGUAGAUUUGGCCCUGCUGAUAAAGAAGGAAUCUAAGCAUGACCCAAGCGACCCUCUGUCUUGGUCAAUGCCCCCUUUGGUUGGAAACCCGGGGUUCCCCUCUACCCAGCUUUUUAGCUUCCAGGACAAGCCAUGGCUACAGAGCGGCGAUGGCACAUCGUCAAAGAGUGGUGAAUGUUCCAAAAAAGCCUUGCUUCCCUCUGAAUGUAUCACACCAGAAGAGAUCAGAGAAGCCAUGAAUAGAUAUAUGACUCGACGAGGGCCCAUGGCCUCUUUUGCAAAAUCCCAAAUUCAAGGUUCUUGCAAGCAUCUUCUCUGUUGCUAAGUUCAAUCUCAGGGUAGAAACAAUGUUGCCUGCAUUUCAAGAAUGCUGCUCAAGCUGUCGCCCCUUCUGCUCCUCACAGGGGUGUCGGACAUGCGGCGAGCCUUGGUGACAUUUGGCCCAAGCGGAGGCAUGCGCUCUGUUGGGCUGCUUUCGCUUGACAAGGACUCAUUGAGAAGGAGAUCAUUCAUGGCAUUAAACCUGAGCCUAAGUCGGCUCUGCUGCGAGUCCAUUGAAAGUCGGCGAGCUGCCCGCGGUCUCUUGGUGGUGUUCUUGACAAAUGUGCCACUGAGGUCAAUGUCUCUGAGACGAGACAGCAGCCGUUCCUUUUUUUCUUGGUCCAUGCCCUGCAAAGUAAUUCAGGCAUUUUUUUUUGUCCAUUUUAUCUGCAGUAAACGAUGCAGGUAUUUUGAAAAGCUGCCUGCUGUACUUGCAUUUUUUUAGCAUCAAUUAGGUGUGGAGAUUUCUUUAUAUUUAUAUACUGAAUGAUUAAACGUUGAAGUAAUUGAUCG